GCGACAACGUCCCGUCCAACGCUGUGAUUCCUCGGAAGUUGUGAGAGCGUGCUCCCCAACACAACCAAAACAAUGAAAGCUAUCGUUCAGAGGGUCACCAAGGCGACUGUGACAGUGGGAGAGGAGCAGGUCAGUUCAAUAGGACGAGGACUGUGUGUGCUCCUGGGUAUAUCUGUGGACGACACCCAGAGGGAUGCUGACUACAUAGUACGAAAGAUCCUGAACCUCCGGCUGUUUGAAGAUGAGAACGGGCGAGCAUGGAGCAAAAGUGUCAUGGAUCGGGACUUUGAGGUGCUGUGUGUGAGCCAGUUCACCCUGCACUGUAUACUGAAGGGAAACAAGCCAGACUUCCACUCAGCCAUGCCUGCAGAGCUGGCCCAGCCCUUCUACAACAGCAUCCUGGAGAACAUGAGGAGUGCCUACAAACCAGAGCUUAUCAAGGAUGGGAAGUUUGGAGCCUACAUGCAGGUCCACAUACAAAACGACGGACCUGUUACCAUUGAACUGACCUCACCUGCUGGUACCACAGACCCCAAACAGCUGUCGAAACAGGAGAAGCAGCAGCAGAGGAAAGAGAAGACGCGCACCAAGGGCCCCUCAGAGUCGGGCAGGGACAAGGGCACCCUGCGUUCCCGACCCGACCCAAACGCCAGUAGUGGAGCAGAGGGUGACGUGUCUUCAGAGAGGGAGCCCUAGGUUAGCAGGUUGUCGUACCGGGGACAGUGAGCCCAGUUUCCUCAGGAAGGCCCUAAUCCUCAGUGACUUACACCUGAUUGUGGACUGUCCUCCUCCCUGUUUGGAAAUCAGCUGGAUUCUUUGCCGCAGAACAUCUUCUACUUGCUGCUGUCCUUGGCCUCUCUUCUUCAGAAUCAGAUAGGGCCAGCUAGGUGUAAUCAAAGUAGCAAAGAGGAUGUGAGAGAUUGAACAAGGGGUGCUUGGAAAGAGGGAGCAUGGGUGAUAUAGGAUAGAACAAAACAUCAACAACACUACAUUGAGUGGCCUAGUAGCUUUCUGUCUUUUUCCUACUGACUUUCAGUCCACGAUUCUUUUCUCUCUCUCUAUCGUCUUCCUCUCUCUACCUGUUUCACUCUCAGCCUGCUGUUCCCACUUAAUCUCUGCUCAGAAACAUGGCACUGACCCUGAAGCACAGCUCAGCUCCAAUACCUUGACCUGCAGCACGGCAAAAGAACAUCAGAACAGUGAUAAUGUAACAGUCUUGCCAAAUUGAUUGCAGCAGUGACACCUCAUGAUUGGUUUAGAGGUCCAACUGAAAUUGCAGGUCUUCCCUUUAAAUUACUUGCCGUCUAACAAAAUCAAUCAACAAAAUUUACAUUUUAUAGCUAGACACAGCACAACAUGUAAAAGGCCUUUAGGCUUUGAACAACAACCCACAGCUCUCUGUUAAUGUGCGUUGGUUGUCGGACUUUAAAUAAAAUGUGUAGACCCACUUAAAGGAAAUAAUCGUUUCGACUGCAGGGAGAGAUGGUACCAUUGUGCUGACUCCAACUGUUAUUGAUUUUGUCGAUCAAGUAACUUCAGCUUAGUGACUACGAGUCAUUUUGUCUCAAUUACCUGUACUUCACCUCUGUGGAGAGGAGCCAGCUGUGCGUCACUGUCACUGAACCCUUGGACCGAUGUAGCUGGGCAGACUUUGGCUUCACAGAAUUACAUAUACACCGUUUAUUAAACUGUUAUCCCUAUUAUUAUUAUUAUUAUUAUUAUUAUUAUUAUUAUCAUUAUUAUUAAUAAAGUGUCCUGCCGUCAUUUAAUGACAGAUCUGAAUGUACAUUUUGUUACUUUAUAAAGACGUCAGUAGAAAACUUGA
This is a messenger RNA of Seriola aureovittata, 1825 nucleotides long. RefSeq names its product D-aminoacyl-tRNA deacylase 1 (gene dtd1). Gene Ontology annotation, molecular function: D-tyrosyl-tRNA(Tyr) deacylase activity. The record is from RefSeq and is a predicted model, not a curated record. NCBI's taxonomy places the organism in Eukaryota, Metazoa, Chordata, Actinopteri, Carangiformes, Carangidae. The transcript is spliced from 6 exons. Gene Ontology annotation, biological process: tRNA metabolic process. Gene Ontology annotation, cellular component: cytoplasm. Bases 73 to 696 code for a protein of 207 amino acids.